AUGAGCCGAUUUCCAGGCCCAAAGCUGCCGAAACAGCUGCUGGAACAAGUUACAGACGGCCGAAUAGGGAAGCGAAACCACCAGCAAGCCAGGAAAGACAGGCGGAAACAAGAACGUACACAGAAGAAGCUGGCGCGAGCGGAGCCUAGAGAUCGCAAUGCUACGAGGACGCGCGAGUAUCAGGUGACUCCGGCGGUGAAAGCGCCUCCGCGAGUACUGGAACCGAAAGUGGUGCCGCAGAAGCCUGUUCGGAAACAAAAGGAGCAAUCUCCAGCACGGGAACAAACCCCAGAAUCCGAGGAGAGUGAGGGGGAGGAGGAAGUUUCCGAAGACAGCGAUGACGAGGACAACGAUUAUGCUCGAGCUCCGGUGGUAUCCAAAGCCGUAAAGGCAAAGUUGGAUGAGGAUGAUGACGAGAUCGCAAGGCUCGAGAAAAAGCUUGGCAUCAAGAAGGGCAGGAAGAAGGUUGGUGACGACGAGCUAGAUUGGCUAGUUGGUGGGGGCGGCUCCAGCGACGAGGAUGGUGCUGCAACGCCAGGCAAGAAGAAGAGGGCGGCUCCAGAAGACGACGACUGGCUGAAGCAGAAACGACUGAAGGCCAGCCACUCGGCAACGCAGGUCCAGAAGGUUGACGCUGACACUGAACUCGCCUGCGACGAAGACGUCGAGGACAGCGCUUCCGAGUUGCUACCCAAUCCGUUUUCUGACGAUGAGAUUUCGGAAGGCGACUUUGAGGGCUUCGAGGAAGAUGAUGAGGAUGAGGAUGGUGACGAGGAGGCAGAGGCAGAGGCACAGGUGCCCGUAACAAAAAAACGUGAAAACCCAUACGUCGCGCCAGUCGCACCUUCCGCAGCCAAAUACGUACCUCCUUCGCUCCGGAAAGGGACGACUUCAGAUGAAGAAACGCUCAAAAAGCUGCGUCGCCAAAUGCAGGGAAACCUGAAUCGCCUUUCAGAAACAAACAUCAUUUCCAUUCUCGCGAGCAUUCAAGAGAUAUACGCAAAAAACGCUCGGCAGCAUUGUACUACAGUUCUUGUGGAGUUGUUCCGAGAGCGGGUGGCCGAUCCCUCAGAUCCAGGCGAUAAUGCCCUGAUCUUGUUCGCUGGCUUCGCAACAGCUCUUUACCGGGUUAUCGGCACUGACUUCGCUGCGCAGCUGCUGGAGAGCCUCGUUCACGAAUUUGACAGGAGUCAACGAGAGGCUGCGGAGGGCAAACAGAUGAUGAAUAUUUUGUCCUUCCUCAGUAAUCUAUAUGUUUUACAGACGAUUGGCUGCGAGAUCGUCUUCGAGUAUGUCAAGCUCCUGCUUGGCGAUUUCACUGAGGCAAACACUGUGCUGUUGCUCAGAAUCGUGAGAAUAGCUGGCCAGCAGUUAAGACAAGAUGACCCCUCGGCGCUGAAAGACAUAGUCCUGCUCUUGAACCGGAAUGUGACUGCUGCUGGCGGCGUUGAGAAGUUGAGUCAAAGGACCAGAGUCAUGAUCGACUUCAUUCAUGAUCUCAAGAAUAACCGGGUUAAAGCGAAUCGAGGACCGGAUGCCACUGCUCAAGACCACAUGCAACGUAUGAAGAAGACGCUCAGCACAAUCAAAAACGCGAAAACGAGCGAGCCACUGCGCAUUGGCUUAGCAGAUAUUCGAGAUGCCGAGAAGAAAGGCAAGUGGUGGCUGGUAGGUGCGAGCUGGAAAGACCCUGCAAAGAUGGCAAAUGGCGGCAACGCUUCCACGAAGCAGGCGGGCACUGAGCCCUCGAAUUCGAUCGCUGACGGUCCACACGAGAGCGACGAUCCAGAAGCAGGUGUUGACUUGAACGCCCUUGCCAAGGCUCAAGGCAUGAACACUGAUGUACGAAAAGCCAUAUUUGUGUCGGUCGCAGGCGCGGUCGACCCACAGCAUGCACAACUUCGACUCCUGAAACUCAACCUGAAGAAUAAGCAAAUGCUCGAAAUACCUCGGGUUAUCAUACACUGCGUUGGUGCAGAACCUGUGUACAACCAUUUCUACACUCUGGUUGGGCUCAAAUUCUGCUCAGACCGCCGCAUGAAGAAAGCUUGGCAAUUUGCCCUCCUCGAUGUGCUUCGACGAUGCGGCGAAGACUCUGCUGUUGAGGAGGACGACGAUCGGCCUGCAGAUGAGCUAAGUGUGAGACAAGUCUACAACAUUGCAAAGCUGUACGCCACUCUGAUCUCGGAGGGUCUUCUGCGCAUCUCAAUUCUCAAGCCAAUGCGUUUCGCAACACUUCAGCCGAAGAGUCAAAUCUUCGCAGAAGUCCUGAUCACGACUUUGUUCGUCCUUUUGCGGAAAAGGGCCGGUAAAGAGAAGUUCGGUAGCUCAGUGGAACAAGCAUUUGGUGAUGCGCAUUAUGUGCAGGGGUUGGUCAAAGGCUUGGCCUAUUUUGUCGAAACAGUGAUGCCAGGAUCGGAGGUACCUACCAAGAAGGAAAAGAAGGUCGUUGACGCAGGAUGCGAGUACGCCAGCUCCGCGCUCCACGAUGAGACCAAGCAGUCGAAAGCGAUGUCCGGUGCAGAUGGUGACGAUAGUGAUGUGGAAGGAAGCAUUGAGGUAGAUUGGGACUGA
Molecule: messenger RNA, 2574 nt
Organism: Pseudocercospora fijiensis CIRAD86
Lineage: Eukaryota; Fungi; Ascomycota; Dothideomycetes; Mycosphaerellales; Mycosphaerellaceae
Product: transcription factor HOG pathway
Exons: 1
Coding region: 1-2574 (857 amino acids)
Biological process (GO): ribosomal small subunit biogenesis
Cellular component (GO): nucleolus
Molecular function (GO): protein binding; RNA binding
Source: RefSeq, a predicted model, not a curated record